GUUCCGCACCAGUUCUCAUUCAUUUAAAUAAGUGGAGAGAAUGAAAAACGUCAGCAAAACCACAAAAGAAAGCAAACAAAAAACUGUGGCAAAUUCGAUUCUAAUGUGAAUGCAGACAUACAGUGCCGCUGGUUUGCAACAUUUUUUCGCUGAAACGGUGCGGUGCGGUACAGUCUAUAGGUGAAACAGAAGGAAACGAAAAAAUAUAUACAUAUAAUGCGACAAUAUUGAAUUACACGUGCAUUUAAGUAUCUAGUUGAAAUUUCUCAACUUAUAACAAAAAGAAGAAGAAACAAAAACCGACAAAUUUAUGUUUAUGGGUUUUUAUAUUUUUUUACAAUGGCUUGCAUCAUCAGCACUUCUUAGAAUCGGUAAUAAAAGAAUGUGCGUGUUUCCGACAACGACUACGACAAUGAAUCUAGACAAAACUGAAACAUCUCUAGUUUGUUUAUGGAAUUCACACGAUGCGACAUGUAAAUAGAGUUAGUUUUGAAAGAUCUGAAGAAAACAUAAGGUUAAAAUAGAAUGAGCUGAUAAAAAAACCUGUUUCUGUGUUUUUGGACAUUCAUUUUUUGCUUACGGAUGCGCUCACUUAUACUUACUGCCAGAAAAACCAAUGUUAAGUGAAAAUAGUGAUUUGAUAAUUGAAAAAAGUGAGGAAAAAAACCCGAGAAAAUUGUUUCGUGAUGCAAUGAUAAAAAGCUUACAAGCAAAUAACUUUAUAAAACCAUAAAUCAAAACAAAACCCAAACCAUCCGAGUGAAAAACUAUUUUCGACUGUCGAAUGUACAAAAAAAAAUGUGUCGAGUCAAACACAAUUGUUUCAGUGGAGUAAAAGUUUUGCCGUCGUGUUUUUAAUUCACUUUUAUUCCUCGUUUUUCUCAUUAAGUCCCUCUCGCUGCUGUGUGUGUGUUUUUCGUGAGUGUUUGAGCAAUGGUCAGUGUGCAUCAAUUCGAAAUCAGUGGUGUGUUUAAAUCUCGUGGUUCGAAAUGUUUGCCGAUAAACGGUUAAAGUGGUAUUCGAAGCACUAACAAGAGUUGUUAAUUGAAAACACAGCUACGAAAAUAACUCUUUCGGAAAACUAGCGCGUCACAAGUGAGAAAUUUCGGGCGAUACGGCAAAAAAAAAUACCAAUAACACCAUCUCGUCUCUUUGCAUCGAAAACAACAUAAAAAUGGGAAAAUCAUCAAGUAAAUUGAAAACGCCAAGGCGAAGCCAAAGCAUGGCAUGGAGUUUUCGUUUUUCGACCUUGAGCAAAAAACAAAUGGAUCCAAUAAUGGUUUUACCACGGCAUCCACAUUUGGAAAUAUCCACAUGGUUAGAGAUGCUCGAAUUGCCGCAAUACAAUGAAAGCUUCAAAAAGUUCAUCGGUGUCGAAGAAUUGAUGUACUUUUGUGAGGCGGAUAUAAAGCAACUGGGGGUUCGAAUUUCAGCUCAUAGAGCGCGUAUUGUUUCCAGUUUGGUGGCGUUUCGCGAUAAAUACGAAAACCGUUCAUCAAGUAGCGUAAAUACUGUCAAUCGAAAGCCAACACAGCGAAAGACACAACGAUAUAGCAUGAGUGCGAUUCAAGAUAAGAAGCAAAAAGAAGCGGUUCCAAUAUAUGAAACACUAAACACAGCACAAACCAAACAGAAACAAAGUGUAAGUCUGGGCGAUCUAUUAGAUAUGGAACAAUCAUCGACAAAAGAUGCAACAAACGGCAGCAGCGGUGCAUCGACACCAAUAACACCAACACAAGAAUCGAUUGCACUAAAAAAGGCACUCGAAUGGGAACUGUCAUUGGAUAAAACCGAUUUGCGUUCGCAUGCAUGGUAUUAUGCGACAAUACCUCGACAACGUGCCGAAGAACUUGUUGAAAAGGAUGGUGAUUUUCUAGUUCGAGAUUGCGUAUCGCAGCCCGGCAAUUUCGUGCUGACUUGCAUGUCAAAGGGAUCUAUUCUACAUUUUGUCAUAAAUAAGGUUUUAAUUCAACCGGACACAGUGUAUGAACGUGUGCAGUAUCAAUUUGAGGACGAUUGCUAUGAUACCGUUCCUGAUUUAAUUACAUACUACGUUGGCUCCGGAAAAUCAAUUUCGGUCGCAUCUGGAGCGCGCAUUCGUUUUCCAUGCAAUCGAACAUAUCCGCUAUCAUUUUACGCAACCAAAUAUGGAAUAAAUCAAUCGAUUGCCAAUUCAAGAGGCGUCAGCCCAUUGAAUUCACCGUCGCUUGUUAAUGUUGGCUUUAGAUAUCCAUCGUAUAGCCAACUAAUUGGCAUUAAUCAUUCAUAUCAUAGUCCACGAUCAUCCCCACCGCAUAUUAAACGAGAUAUACCACCACGGCUACCGACAAAAAAGCAACGAUCACAUUCGCUGACACCCGUUCAACCGGGUCAAACAAUGACUGCUUGCUCGACUAAGCGCAAUUUAAACGAAAAAUAUUGCAGUGCCGAUGGUAUUAUACGAGCGAAAAAUGGCGAACUGAAUGGAUCGUUCAACAAAAAGUUUGAAAAGAAUUUAAUUCUCGAUAAUAAGUAUAGUAAUGCCAAAGAUGUGGUGGAUUCACCAAAUGAAAAUUCAACCGAUGCUCUCAACCGUGCAAAUAUUGGACAUUUAUCGUUGUCUCGAACAUCACUCGAUGCGCCCAUCAAUCACAGUGUCAGCACACAGUCUCUGCCUCGUAGUAAUACAAAUAAUGGCGUUCGUGGUAUUCAACGUACUUUAAUACAUUCGCGAACGGCCAGUUUAACGCGUGACGGUAGUCUUGAUGGAUGCACAGUCAAUCGGACGACAUUUCGUAAACAGUUCGAAGAGGAAGAGGAGGUAACCACACCAACUGAUGAACGAAUCACCUCACCGCCGCUGAAACCAAAUCGUUCAAUGCUAAAUCUACGACAUGACAGUACAACGACACUCAAAGAUCUGCCAUUGGAUGGUGGGCCACAGUUUAAUCGUCUCGUUUCAUAUCAUGCAAGCGGUUCAGAUUCUGGUAAUGGCUCGGGUGAUUCGGCACAAAGUUCGGCUGCCAAUGAUUCACUUGCAGAAGGUGCUUUUCAACAACCACAACGUGUCACUGGUGUUGUGAUUCGUAAUCCAAAAUUCUUAUCGAAUUCGGCUUCUUCAACAACAUUAAAAAGUUACGCCGAAUUCGAUAGUACCGAAAUUGAAAACAAUUUAAUGGCACUAGAAAUACCAGAACUGGAACAAUGCUCGAAAUUUGAUUUGGAAAACUUUACCACACUUUUGUUGCCAGCCAUCGAAAAUAAACCUCUGGACAAUGAUGCAUUGAACACCAUACGAAUCAUGUUGAGCGAAACAGCACCAAGAGUUAUUGCAAAUCAUAUGAGUCGCAUCGAUUUUCGACUUUUAUUGGACGAACCGGCCAAGACUGAACACAACGAACAAAGCAUUUUCAACUGUAGCGGCAUUGAAUUGAUUACCUUAGACCAUGGGGAACAAUUUAGAAAAGAUUUAAUUGAACGUACCGAAUGUAUACGAUUAUUAAUUGCUGUCACAGUUUUAACGUGCUCAGAUGAUGCCGAACGAACUGAAACACUUAAUAAAUGGAUUCAGAUUGCCAUUGACACGAAAACAGCACUUGGUAAUCUUUAUGGUUUCAGCAAUAUUAUGCUGGGACUAUGUAUGCCACAGAUUGAACGAUUGCAGUCAACUUGGUAUAUGUUACGACAGAAAUACACCGACAGCGCAUUCAAUUUUGAAGCAAAACUAAGACCACAAUGGAAGAAUAUGAAUAGCUGCACAAAUCCAGUGGCGCCAAAUACAACCAUUCCGCAUAUUUUGCCAUAUGUUCUAUUGAGAGAUCGAAAUGUUACCGAUAUGCUUAAUCAUAUGAAUCAAAUUGGGCCACCGUCUUCUUUAAUAACGGUUUGCAUCUCACCUUGGGAAAAUAGUUCAGUUGAUUUUGGUUUAUCAACGGUUUUCGCACACAUAGAUUCUCUUCGAAAUUUUAUCAAAAAUCUUCCAAUGUAUCGACGAAACGCACAAGCUGUUUUAACCGACAAUCGUAUCGAUGAGUUGCUCGAAGAUUCAUUCAGAACUGAAUUCCAAAUGAAAUUCUUAUGGGGAAGCAAAGGAUCAUUAGCACCAGCUGCUGAACGUCACACAAAACUCGAACAAAUUCUUUCAUUGAUGGCAGAGAAAUUCUGCGGAGGUUCAACUUUGACCUUGAAUGGUGAUCGAUCUGGAUAAAUAGAAAUCACGCACAAAUCCGAUCAUUUUUUGGACGGACAAUAAAGUGAUAAAACAAAUCCAAAUAGAAAUUCGAAUUUCACAAAACAAAUAAUAAUCCAUUUUUAUGUGCAAAAAAGAAAAAUUCAAACGUAUUCAUAAAGAGAGAACUAUUUACUAAACAUUGUGACAAUUAUUAUUGGUGUAUAUCAAAACGCCACUUUAUAUUUUGCCACUAAUUACGCUACUUUGACGAAAACGAAACUAGUCAGGAUAUUCCUCACAAAGACAAAAAAAAAGUGGAAAACAACGUUUUCUAUCGUGAUUUGAAGAAUUUGCACCGCUACACGGUUGCUUUUCUAUAUUAUACUGCUACAAUACAUCUACCUGCCACCGUUGUCUUUGUGAAUGGUUUUUGGAAUCCACCUAUAUUUAUUUCAUGUAAAUUUUUUGUUCGACGGUUCAAUUAUUAUUUUAUUUGUUUCCGAUUUUUGUGAUACUAAUAAUUUUAAGAAGAGUUGUUAUUAUGUUGAAUUCUAUUCAAAAUUAUGUGUGGAAUAAUUUAUGUCAUAGAUUAUGUCAACUACGUGGAAUCACUGAACAUAAUAUUUGAAAAAAAAAAUUGUGUCUUUCGUAUCAUUAAAAACACAUUCGAUUCACGAAAAACGAUCGGAGGUACUAUCGGAAAAACUUUAAUUAACUUUUGAAAAGAAAUUAGGCCAAUUGUUUGCGAUAUAUAUGUCAAAGUGACCAACACAUUUUUUUUAUCGAUUAUGAAACAAAACUUCAAUACGACCACAGCAUUGAACAGAUUAAUAUCUUCAAAAUAUGAAAAUACCCGUUUUGACAACGCACAAUUUUGAUAAUGUGUAUUUUGUUUCUUAUUUGCAGAGAAUAGUACCGAAUAGAUUCGAAAGCGUCACUUUUUUAAGCACUUGUAGUAGGAAUUUGUACAAAUUGCGAAAAAAAUAGCACAAAAAUUUGCCGACGAACUAUUGCGUAAUAAUAUUAGAAUUUAAUAUCAAAAGUAGCAUCUGAAAUUCCUUUUAGCCACAUUCCUCAAUGUAGAGCGAGAAAUACCUUUAUGCCAAAUCAUUAUUAGAAUACCCGCAUUUCGAAAUUCUCAUUCCAAAACCGUUGUAGUGUUUUCAAUUUUUUCAUAAUGCAAAAAAAUCUUCCACAGUAACGAGAUUUUGUAGUCCCAUAGCUUUUGACACAUUUUUUAACGGCGCAAAAUAAACGAAAUUUCAUACACCGAUUUGCUAACAAAAAAAAAUGAAACGAAAUAACAUGUAAUAUUAAUCAUUUACAAAUAUGAAGACAAAUUAAUCCAAAAUCGAUGAGAAAAUUAUCCACACAAUAUAAAUUAUUCGAUAUUAAAUGGAGAUACUAUGAAACAGUUAGAACUAUGCAACUUAUUCGAAACGACAUAUGCAUGUAUGCAUAAAUUUAUAAUCAAAUUUACAAAUUAUUAUAGUCACAAAUAAUAAAAUUAAAAUUAACAAAACUCA
Contarinia nasturtii (swede midge) is the source of this 5676-nucleotide messenger RNA. RefSeq names its product breast cancer anti-estrogen resistance protein 3 homolog. Bases 1175 to 4186 code for a protein of 1003 amino acids. NCBI's taxonomy places the organism in Eukaryota, Metazoa, Arthropoda, Insecta, Diptera, Cecidomyiidae. Gene Ontology annotation, molecular function: guanyl-nucleotide exchange factor activity; phosphotyrosine residue binding. Gene Ontology annotation, biological process: small GTPase-mediated signal transduction; positive regulation of peptidyl-serine phosphorylation. The record is from RefSeq and is a predicted model, not a curated record. The transcript is spliced from 13 exons.